Molecule: messenger RNA, 1527 nt
Organism: Penicillium angulare
Lineage: Eukaryota; Fungi; Ascomycota; Eurotiomycetes; Eurotiales; Aspergillaceae
Gene: dhh1
Product: DExD/H-box ATP-dependent RNA helicase DHH1
Exons: 3
Coding region: 1-1527 (508 amino acids)
Biological process (GO): cytoplasmic stress granule assembly; P-body assembly
Cellular component (GO): cytoplasmic stress granule; P-body
Molecular function (GO): mRNA binding; RNA helicase activity; ATP binding
Source: RefSeq, a predicted model, not a curated record
AUGGCUGAUGCACUUGCCUCCCAACUUCACAACACUAAGCUGAGUGAUGGGAGCUCAGAAGCAAAAUUACAGGACUCUUUGAAGCUUCCUCCCAAGGAUGCUCGGCCACAAACAGAGGAUGUCACAGCCACUAAGGGACUCGAAUUCGAAGAUUUUUACAUCAAGCGAGAGCUCAUGAUGGGCAUUUUUGAGGCUGGGUUUGAGAAGCCUUCCCCGAUUCAAGAAGAAACUAUUCCAGUUGCUCUCACCGGUCGAGACAUUCUGGCUCGAGCCAAGAAUGGAACAGGUAAAACAGCAGCUUUUGUCAUUCCUACUUUGGAACGAAUCAACCCAAAGAGCACCAAGACUCAAGCCUUGAUCCUAGUUCCCACACGAGAGCUGGCUCUUCAAACGUCCCAAGUCUGCAAGACGUUAGGGAAACACCUGGGUAUUAACGUCAUGGUUACUACGGGUGGGACAGGUCUGAUGGAUGACAUUAUUCGUUUGAAUGAUGCUGUUCACAUCUUGGUCGGAACUCCCGGCAGAGUCCUUGAUUUGGCUAGCAAAGGUGUUGCCGAUUUGUCCGAAUGCCCUACCUUCGUGAUGGAUGAAGCGGACAAGCUUCUCUCCCCUGAAUUCACACCCGUAAUUGAACAACUUAUGUCCUUCCAUCCCAAGGACCGACAGGUCAUGCUUUUCAGUGCUACAUUCCCGCUCAUUGUCAAAUCCUUCAAGGACAAACAUAUGCGCAAUCCUUAUGAGAUCAACCUCAUGGAUGAACUCACCCUUCGCGGCAUUACACAAUACUAUGCCUUUGUGGAAGAAAAACAGAAAGUCCACUGUUUGAAUACCCUGUUUUCGAAACUGCAGAUUAAUCAGUCUAUCAUUUUCUGCAACUCGACCAACCGCGUUGAGCUGCUAGCGAAGAAAAUCACGGAAUUAGGUUACUCCUGCUUUUACUCGCAUGCGCGCAUGCUUCAACAACACCGAAAUCGGGUCUUCCAUGAUUUCCGCAACGGCGUGUGCCGGAACUUGGUCUGCUCUGAUCUUUUGACCCGUGGUAUUGAUAUUCAAGCUGUCAACGUCGUGAUCAACUUUGACUUCCCAAAGAAUGCGGAAACAUAUCUUCACCGUAUUGGUCGCUCCGGUCGCUUCGGACAUCUCGGUCUUGCUAUCAAUUUGAUCAACUGGGAGGAUCGUUUCAACCUCUACAAGAUUGAGCAGGAAUUGGGCACCGAAAUUCAACCUAUUCCCCAAAACAUUGACAAGAAGCUUUACGUCUAUGAUUCGCCAGAAAACAUCCCUCGCCCCAUCUCCGGUCCUCCGCAGCCCCAGAUUACUGGCCCGCAUCCCGGUAACGGGGAUCGCCAGCCUCGCCGCCAAAAUCAUCACUCGAAUGGUGGGCAGUACUACAACAACAGAGGUCGAGGCUCUUACCGUGGUAGUGGUCGGGGACAAGGUCCCCGUCGGGGUCCACCAAACGAUGCCGACAGGGCAGCCUUUCCCCUUGGUCAAGUUGGAAUCAACCCACCUGCUCCUACAUCCUAA